Messenger RNA from Ostrea edulis (European flat oyster), 4012 nucleotides. Its product is annotated as RNA-binding protein 26-like. The record is from RefSeq and is a predicted model, not a curated record. Lineage: Eukaryota; Metazoa; Mollusca; Bivalvia; Ostreida; Ostreidae. Gene Ontology annotation, cellular component: nucleus. The transcript has 21 exons. Gene Ontology annotation, molecular function: RNA binding; metal ion binding. The coding region runs from base 178 to 3159 and encodes 993 amino acids. Gene Ontology annotation, biological process: mRNA processing.
GGGUCACGCGUCAUUUUACGAGAUCAUAGACGCCAUUUUUGUUUAACUGGAAGUGGCACGACGGUACGGACGCACGACUCCACGAGUCUGGUCCAGUUAGUCAGUAUAGAACUACCGUAAAGAAGACAGAAGCUAAAUCUGUUUGUUUGUUAACAUCAUAUCGAUAUACGUGACAGUAUGCUUAUUGAAAAUUUAGAAGCGCUCAAAACAUGGUUAACAAAGACGCUCUCACCAAUAAGUGAUGCUGAUCCAGCCUCUCUUGCCAAAUAUGUUGUGGCCCUGGUGAAAAAGGAUAAAGUUGACAAAGACUUGAAGGAAGUGUGCAUGGAUCAACUUGAUGUAUUUCUUCAAGCAAAAACAAAGGAUUUUGUUGAUUCGUUGUUUGAAGCCUUAAACACAAAAGAAUAUCUAAAACAUGCAGCACCAGACUCCUCUACAAAAGCACCACCUGUGCAGGAAGCAAAGUCCGAGGCAGCCCCUAUUACUAAACCAGACAGCAGAAAAGAUUCUUCUGAUUCAAAGAAACCUAAGAUACAGGUUACCAAUGAGAAAGGUAGAGAGGUGAAAAGAGAGGAGAGGAAACAUGGAUCAAGGAGCCCCAGUCCCCGGGACAGAAGACGUGAUAAUGAUGACAGAAGAAGAAGACAUGAUGAUAGAAGAAUGUCAGAUGAAAGGAGAAGUUAUAGAAGGAGGUCACGUUCAUACAGUCCAAGAAGUCCUCGCAGGAUCCGUGGAAGGUCCAGAAGUCCAAGGGACAGAGGAAGGUCAAGGUCAUGGAGUAGGUCACGUUCCAGAUCCAGAUCAAGACCGAGGUCGUGGAGCAAGUCAAGGUCACGAUCAAGAGAAAGAAGAGUGUACAGCAAACAGCAGCCGGAUAGCCGAGGUUCCACCCCAACAUUAGAUAAUGGAAAGUAUGACACACCAUCGAUCAUUCCAACUGUAGGAAGUGCCAUGUACUCUGCUCCCAGAGGAGAAGGAGGAUACCCGUCUGAGUCUCAACCCAAGGGACUGCCAGCAAUAUCUGUUCCAUCAAGACAGAGGUGUAAAGAUUAUGAUGAGAAAGGGUUUUGUAUGAGAGGUGACCUUUGCCCUUAUGAUCAUGGGCUGGACCCAGUCAUUGUAGAAGACGUCAGUAUUCCUCCUCCACCUUAUGUGCCAGGACCACCGGCGAUUCCUACCAAUGGUGCCCCUAGAAUGCCAGGACCAGGUUUUGUGGAAAGACCUCCACCUCCAGCUUUAGGACCCCUGCCUAUCCCUCCACGUCCAGAUCAUUUUGAGUACAACCCAGAAGCUCCUGGGAUGACAGGACCUCCUAGACAGCCAUUCUGGCUAGGACCACCCCCAGUGAGACCCCAGGGGACCCAGCCACCUACCAGUUUCCCAUCCUUUCCUCUCCCACCUCAGAACCCCUCUAUUCAAGCCAGAAAUAGGGAACAUCUCAUUAGUAUUCCUGUUAAGGAUGAUAAAGAGGAUAAUGUUAUUGUUCCUCCUGGAACGGAAUCGAGUCAUCCCGAGUCAGAAAAUAUGGCUGACUCCGGUACAGAGGGAAAACAAGAGAGAACAGUCAUCCCCCCAAAACGACCCUUUAACCAUCCAAAACGACCCUAUAACAGUGGGCCCGGUCAGGUCCACAGGGGAUACAUCAACCCUUAUCAUCAGAAUAAUUAUGGGCCCUCAGCUCCAAAGAAACCUUUUGAUUUCAGCAGAGUGGGAGGUUACAGAAAACCAGAUACUGAUGCCUUAAGUCUGGAAGUCAGGAAAAUACCCAAGGAAUUCAACAAUAUAAUGGCUAUAAAUCAGCAUUUUUGUAAAUUUGGAAAAUUAACAAACAUUCAGGUCAGUUUUGAGAAUGACUCGGAGGCCGCCUUGGUGACCUUCUCUACAAACCAGGAGGCCCUAGCCUGCUACAGAAGUACAGAACCUCUCUUUAACAACAGAUUUGUCAAAGUUUUCUGGCAUAAAAACAGAGAAAACACUCAAGAGAAGUCGGAAGGAUCUGGAGGUCAGCCACCUGACCAUAAAUCAGUGAAAGAACGACUAGGUCCUCCAAUCAUACCCCAUCCUAGCAAACUGUCCCUUAACAACAUGAAACCUAAAACUGUAGAGCAGUCUCUGCCAACAGCCAAAGAGAAGGCUGUUAUAUACACAUCUUCUAUUGGAAACAUCACAAAGACUGUCUACAAUCCAGAGGCUAUUAAAGCUAAAACAGCCAUCACUAGUCCAACAGCUGUGGGUUCAGCUUCCUUUGUCUCCAAAAUCGAGGCCAUUAAAAGACAGGAGGAGAAAAAGAAGGAAAUGUUAAAAAAGAGGGCAGAGCUUCAAAAGCAGAAACAUGAGCUGCUGCUGAAGCAGGUGGAACAGCAGAAGAUGCUUAUUUCUAAGCUAGAGAAAACAAAAAGUGCUGAAGAGAAAGCAUCCAUAAUGAAGACGAUUGGUGUGCUGUCCAAAUCAGUGGAGAAGAUCAAAUCAGAGUUGAUGCCCAGCAAGACCACGGCAGUUGGAGUGACUAAGAAGGUUUCCACACCAGAGGAGGCAAGGAAAGAGAUUCUGGAUACCGAAUUAGAGCUUUUUAACAAAGAACACUCCGGAGAAGACACAACAGCCCUGAAACUUAAACUAAGUGAACUCACAAAACAGGCAGCAGCUAUGGGAUUGCUUGGCAGAGGUAGGGGUCGAGGACGGGCAGCACCUAGGCCAAGAGGGGCCAACACCUGGGUGGCAGCUGGAUUGCGAGGCAGGGGAAAGCCUAUGCACAUUCCUAGUCAGGGAAGUAGGAAGUUAGACAAGCGACCUAAACAGCUGGAGGUGAAGGGCUUUGACUGGGAAGAUCAGGAACUGCUCAACCAGCAUUUCACAAAAGUGUGUAAUGUGGACAAAAUAGAUUUUGAGGAAGGAGACAAGAGUGCAGUCAUUACAUUUCAUACCAGAGACGAAGCAGAAAAGGCUGUGUUGCAUUGUGGGAAAUUAAAUGGCAAAAAUCUCAUCAUGAAAUGGCAUACAUUAGUGAAGGUUAAGCCUGGACAGACUGUAGACCAGGAUGAGGAAACAGCAGAUACUGAAGUGGAGGGUCAUGGAGAGGAUGAUCUAGAUGAGGAAGCCUUACUCGCUGGUGAUGACGAGGAGGAGGAAGAUGAGGAAAGUCGGUCCUGGAGGAGGUGACACUGACGCUUCUGGGUCCUCAAAGAGUCCUCCUUAAUUAUACAUGUACAUUGGACUAUUUUAUCAUGUGAAUUGGCUAUAGCAUUGCCACCAUUUUAAUUAUUCAGCAGAUAUCUAGUCAUCUGUGUAACUAGCCGUUUCAAAUGAAUAUUAUCCACUCAGUUUUAUCAUUGUGUUCAGUAACGUCAGUAGUACAAGUUAAAAAAAAAAAGAAUUGUUUGUAAAGAAGACUGAAAUAAAGUUUUGUGAAGAUGAGCAUUAAUGUAAAUUUCAUGUAAUUUGAUACUUUAAUAUACAUGUAAACAGGUCAACAUAAAAAAAAAUCUGCUCUUUUGCAAAAUUAUUGUACCAUGUAUGUAAGAUUUGUUACUGUGUUUAUAGUUUUGAUUUGCUGAGAUUUGCAAUAGUUUUGUAUAUAUUGUAUCACAGAGUGAUGUAAAAUGGUGCAUCUUUUAACAUAAAUAUAAUUUAUGUAUACGACAGAACUUUAAUUGUAAAAUCAGAGUCUUGAUUUUUGAAAAACUUUGGCUGCAAUUCAGAAAAUGUUUGAAAGAUGUAAUAAAACAUUACAAUAUGCAGCACAUUAACUUGAAAAAGAGAUGAAUUUUUUCAUGACAUCCACUUGUUUUUCAUAUACAUCCAGACUCUGAUUAUGACUGUGAGAUGUUAUUUGAGGAAUAAGACAGCAAUGAAAUUGAAUGAAGAAAAAAGAAAAAAAAAGAAAUGCAACAAAAGAGAAAAGAGAUUGAAAGUGAAAUAUUAAAAAAAAAGACAUGUGAUUGAAUAAGAUGCAAUGUUACAAAAUAUGGAGAAUAAAUAGAACGAAAAGAUGUGGUAUGAAACCACCACAAAA